Messenger RNA from Rangifer tarandus platyrhynchus (Svalbard reindeer), 390 nucleotides. The record is from the annotation of a GenBank genome assembly. NCBI's taxonomy places the organism in Eukaryota, Metazoa, Chordata, Mammalia, Artiodactyla, Cervidae.
AUGCUUAAUGUGCGCCCUCUGAAGAGUGACACCAGACAACUUCACACUGCAGGGGAACCAGACUCACUAAAACAGUCUAGCCAUGUCACUAAGCAAAUAAAUAGACAAACUGUAAAAACAAGCCCAGAGAGAAGGAGGGAAUCCGCAUCCAGAGCUGCUAAAAUAUAUUACCUAAAAUAUCUGGCUUUCAACCAAAAAAUUAUGACAUGCAAAGAACAGCAAAGUGACCCAUACACAGCGGGGAGAAAAGGAGACAACGGAAACCGUGAGAGGGCCCAGGUGUCGUACUUAGCAAACAAAAUUUCACAGCAGCUGUUACAGCUGUUUAAAGGACUUAAGGAAGCCAUGCUGAAAGAAGUAAAGGAAGGUUUCAUGACGAUGUCUCGCUAA